Molecule: messenger RNA, 355 nt
Organism: Strongylus vulgaris
Lineage: Eukaryota; Metazoa; Nematoda; Chromadorea; Rhabditida; Strongylidae
Source: the annotation of a GenBank genome assembly
ACUUUCUUGUAAUAUUUUUUGAAUUAAUAAAUGUAUUUAAAAACCACUGUAGGUCAAGUACUUUCAGAUUAAGAAACGUGUUAAUGGCGUACUUGGUGGUCUGCCAAGAGAAAACCUCAAACAGUUAUUGCGACGGGAUAUCCAGGCUAUAGACGACGUACUCCAGGAUCAGAAAUUUUUGUUUGGCGACAAAAUGACAGUGACGGACUGUGCUGUUUUCGCCCAGCUGGCAACGACAUUUUACCUGCCAUAUCGACAGCUAAUCACAGACAUGCUAGAGGACGAAUUUCCUCGAGUUCGACAUUAUUUGCAGAGGAUUCGUCAACACUACUACCCUGAGUGGAAGGAACAAUAA